Messenger RNA from Ipomoea nil (Japanese morning glory), 1318 nucleotides. Its product is annotated as codeine O-demethylase-like. The transcript has 4 exons. Bases 10 to 1077 code for a protein of 355 amino acids. NCBI's taxonomy places the organism in Eukaryota, Viridiplantae, Streptophyta, Magnoliopsida, Solanales, Convolvulaceae. The record is from RefSeq and is a predicted model, not a curated record.
AAGAACUUAAUGGCUUCAUCACCCCCACAACUAGCAUGGCAAGAGAGCUCCCUAAGCCUUCAAGAACUAACCAAAGUGCCUAUUCUUGCCAUCCCAAAUCGCUAUAUUUGUGUUAAUCAAGAACCCACAAUUUCCUCUCCUAACUCCAACCCAUCAAUCCCCACCAUUGAUCUCCAAACUUUACUCAUGGAAGAAACCAAAGAUCUUGGGUUAGAGAAGCUAAACUCAGCUUGCAAAGACUGGGGCAUAUUUCAGCUUGUGAAUCAUGGAGUCAACCCUUCACUGUUGGAAAAACUUAGGAAUGGAAUUGAAGAAUUUUACAGCCUUCCAUUAGAAGAAAAAUUGGUAUACAAACUCAGGCCUGGAGAAGUUGAAGGCUAUGGCCAAACCAUUAUCCACUUUGAAGGUCAAAAAGUUGACUGGGCUGAUAGGUUUUACAUGAUCACCAACCCUAUUUACAGAAGGAAGCCUCAUCUACUUCCUAAGCUCCCUUCAUUACUCAGGGAGGCCCUAGAAGCUUACAUCUUGCAAUUGCAAGAUCUUUCAAGAACACUUCUAGGGUUUAUUGCUCAAACAUUAAAGAUUGGCAAGACAGAAAUGGAAGAUAUGGCAGAGGAUGGGAUGCAAUCCAUGAGGAUGACUUAUUAUCCGCCGUGUCCUAAACCGGAGCUGGUGACCGGAAUUACGCCGCACUCCGAUGCCACCUUGAUCACCAUCCUCCACCAGGUUAACGGCGUUGAUGGGUUGCAGGUCAAAACUGACGAUGGGAAUUGGAUCCCGGUGGAGCUCCACCCUGAUGCCUUUGUUGUCAAUAUUGGAGACAUUCUAGAGAUAUUCAGCAACGGUUUAUAUAAAAGCAUUGAGCAUAGAGUGAUGGUGAAUUUGAUUAAAGAAAGGAUCUCCAUCGCCAUGUUUUUUAACCCAAAGAUGGAGGCUGAGAUUGGACCCUCACCCUGCUUAACAAACCACCAAAACCCACCAGCUUUCAAGAGAAUGAAAAUGGAGGAAUAUGUGAAAGAAUUCUUCUCACGCAAACUAGAUGGCAAGUCCGUUCUUCAUCGAAUGAGGAUAACGUAACUAAGCAAAUUUGUUUAAGGAUUAUUAGCAUCUUGUUUAUAUUAUGUGGUUUGAUGUUUCAAUUUCAAGCUAGAAAUAAUCGAUAUGUGAAUAUGUAUGUCUUCCUGCUGUUCGAAUGCUUUUGCUAGUUCUUGCAUGUGAAGAAAUAUAGGACUGUAUUGUUGGUGAUGGGGAUGAUAUGUAUAUUUUGUAUUGAAGCUUUAUUAUAAAAUGAUAGUCUAUCUUGAACUAAUAAAAUGUA